AAACAACGACGUAAUCCCUUAUCAAAGUCUGGCAAAAGGUCGUGUCGAAGGUGGGUUCGCUGGAAGCGCAUGAAGAUGCCUCUCAAUUGGUUCCAGCUCCUCGGCACUUUGCUGCUCAUCGGCUGCUCCGACGUGCAAGCAGCCGCCACAGUGGGUCGAGCCUGCAAUGUGACGGCCACCAUGCCGGGCAUCUGCCGCACCUCCUCCGAGUGUGAGCCCGUGAUCGAUGGCUACAUCAGGUCGGGAGUGCUCAAGCUCAACGAUGUGCCCAGCUGCGGCCUCGGCGCUUGGGGUGAGAUCUUCUGCUGUCCCACGCAGCCGUGCUGCGGGAAUGGCGUGUCCACCAGCUCCAGCUCCACCACAAGAGCUCCAGUGGCCACAACGGUCCUAACCGGUGGUCGUGUCGAUGUGCCCACGGCAUCAUCUGGAACAGGUGAUCGCCCAGCAGUGGCAGCCUGCAAGAAGAUACGCGAACAAAGACAGCAGAAGAGCGGCAACCAAUUGGUCAUACACAUCGUGGGCGGGUAUCCCGUGGAUCCGGGUGUAUAUCCCCACAUGGCGGCCAUUGGCUACAGCACCUUCGGUGAUCUGGUCAAUUUCCGUUGCGGCGGCUCGCUCAUCGCCAGUCGCUUCGUACUGACCGCCGCCCAUUGUGUGAACACCGACGCCAAUACGCCGGCCUUUGUACGCAUGGGUGCUGUGAACAUCGAGAAUCCGGACCACACCUACCAGGAUAUCGACGUGCGAAGUGUGAAGAUCCAUCCGCAAUAUAUGGGCAACAAGUACAACGAUAUCGCCGUCUUGGAACUGGAGCGCGACGUGGUCGAGACGGAUAACGUGCGGCCCGCUUGUCUUCACACGGAUCCCACCGAUCCGCCAUCGAGCUCCAAGUUCUUUGUCGCCGGUUGGGGCGAACUCAAUGUAACCACUCGGGAGCGUUCCAAGAUCCUGUUGCGGGCGGGUCUGGAGCUGGUGCCGCUGCAGCAGUGCAACAACUCCUAUGCGGAGCAGCCCGCCUCCAUACGGAUGCUCAAGGCGGGCGUCAUCGAUACGCUGCUGUGCGCCAUAGAUCAGAGGCUCAUUGCCGACGCCUGCAGGGGCGACUCCGGUGGACCGCUCAUCCACGAGCUGAGCGUGGAGGACGGCAUGUACACCAUCAUGGGCGUCGUCUCGUCGGGAUUCGGAUGCGCCACCGUCACGCCGGGUCUCUAUACGCGUGUCUCCUCCUAUCUGGACUUCAUCGAGGGCAUCGUCUGGCCGGACAAUCGGGUGUAGAGUUAGCCAGUUCUUUGUUAUUUGCAUAUUAUUUCUAUUUGGGAUCAAUUGGCAUCCACUCAUCUGUGAUCUCCAUGAGCUGCGCGAUCCAAUCGAUUCAAUACCAAUAAAGUAGAUACGUUUUAAGCUAGAAGAAGA
Molecule: messenger RNA, 1413 nt
Organism: Drosophila teissieri
Lineage: Eukaryota; Metazoa; Arthropoda; Insecta; Diptera; Drosophilidae
Product: serine protease persephone
Exons: 7
Coding region: 70-1275 (401 amino acids)
Biological process (GO): proteolysis
Molecular function (GO): serine-type endopeptidase activity
Source: RefSeq, a predicted model, not a curated record